AUGUGGGUGGCUGAUAAAUGUACCUUGAUUUUAACUGAAGGAGAUUCAGCUAAGGCUCUUGCAGUAAGUUGUUGUGUCACUGUGCAGAGUUUUUUAGCAUUAAAGUUACCUCUAUUGGGUUUCACUUUGUAUGAUUUUCGACUUUAUUCAUUGUAUUACAGUUGUCAUGAGGUCUAUAUGGACAGGUGCUACGAUCUUUUAGAGCUCAAGGGGAAGGAAAUUGCAGUUUUGGAUGAUAAAAACGGGCAAAUUCAUCUCCGCGGACUAUCUCAGGUCCCUGUGAAGUCGAUGUCUGAAUUCUAUGAGAUAUUUUCUUGUGGGAUUCAGAGGAGGAAAAUCGCGCACACCGGGCUUAACGAUGUCUCUAGUAGGAGCCAUGGGGUGCUAGUGAUUGCCGUUUCUACUCCUUGUGGUGAUGGCUCUGAGGCUGUUGUUACUGGGAAGCUGAACCUUAUAGACUUGGCAGGUAAUGAAGAUAAUAGAAGGACCUGCAAUGAAGGAAUUCGUCUCCUAGAGAGUGCCAAGAUCAACCAGUCUUUGUUUGCAUUGUCCAAUGUGAUUUAUGCACUGAAUAAUAACAAAACCCGUGUGCCCUAUAGAGAAAGCAAAUUGACCCGUAUAUUGCAAGACUCACUUGGUGGGAUAAGCCGUGCUUUAAUGGUUGCUUGCCUGAAUCCAGGAGAGUACCAGGAAUCUGUUCAUACUGUGAGCUUGGCUGCUCGGUCAAGGCACGUAUCCAAAUUUGUACCUUCAUCACAUAAGCUAGAGACCCCAAAGGUUAGAAUGGACAUGGAGGCCAAACUGCUUGCUUGGCUUGACACUAGAGGCAAGACAAAGAGUGCACAACGAAUUGGACCAUUCAAUUCUCCUUUUACGAGCAAAACUCUGGGUUCAUUGAGCUCUGUUAAGAAAGCCAGUGUUUAUCCCAGCUCUGUGACAGCAAAGGGUAGUACCAAACAAGGUGCUUCUAAGGCAAAAGAAAGGUUUGAUCCCGUGCCUUUCAUAAAUUUAAACAACAACGAAGGUCUGGCCGAUGCUUGCUUGGAGGCUGCUCUGGAGGCACCAAGGGUUCUGAACUUAAAAAGCAGUGAACAUUUCUCUGGACCAUAUGGGGAGGAUGUUGUCUUCAUUGCCAAUGAUUGGCACACUGCUCUUCUUCCAUGCUACCUAAAAACAAAGUACAAAUCAAGGGUACUCUAUAAAAAUGCCAAGGUUGCUUUUUGCAUUCAUACCAUAGCUUAACAGGGAAGAUUCUCCUUCGAAGACUUUUCACUUCUCAAUUUGCCUGAUCAAUUCAAGAGUUCUUUUGACUUUUUUGAUGGCUAUGAGAAGCCAGUGAAAGGAAGGAAAAUCAAUUGGAUGAAGGAAAGUUGGGGUGCCUACCACGAACCUUCUUGGAAUGAAUCUUAAAAUUUUGUAUGUGAUAGUGGUUGCAUCAAAGAUGGUUGUUGUUGCUGUUCUGAAACUUGCAACCAUUGGCAACGACAGAUGCAAACUUUGAACUACAUUUGUAGAUUCUUUACCCAAAAAAAGAAAAAAAGAUUUGUAAACAAAUAAAAUAAAUGGAAUGUUAAAUUACUAA
This is a messenger RNA of Quercus robur (English oak), 1582 nucleotides long. Its product is annotated as kinesin-like protein KIN-10B. The record is from RefSeq and is a predicted model, not a curated record. Lineage: Eukaryota; Viridiplantae; Streptophyta; Magnoliopsida; Fagales; Fagaceae. Gene Ontology annotation, biological process: microtubule-based movement; DNA topological change; mitotic spindle organization. The transcript is spliced from 8 exons. The coding region runs from base 1 to 1242 and encodes 413 amino acids. Gene Ontology annotation, molecular function: microtubule binding; ATP binding; DNA binding.